Molecule: messenger RNA, 1829 nt
Organism: Haliaeetus leucocephalus (bald eagle)
Lineage: Eukaryota; Metazoa; Chordata; Aves; Accipitriformes; Accipitridae
Gene: IDS
Product: iduronate 2-sulfatase
Exons: 9
Coding region: 134-1708 (524 amino acids)
Molecular function (GO): iduronate-2-sulfatase activity
Source: RefSeq, a predicted model, not a curated record
UCGAGUUGAAAAAAAGAGGUCAACUGGCUUGAAAGCAAGGCCCUGCCUGCCGUAUAGCCACGGAGGAGAGCGCCUUGGCACAGGUGGACAGCUGAGCCCACCCAGCUGACGCUCCUAUCUCACCAAUGAUGGCAUGAACGUCCUGUUCAUAGUUGUGGAUGAUCUGCGUCCCGUUUUGGGCUGUUACGGAGAUAAGCUUGUGAAAUCUCCAAACAUUGAUCAGCUUGCUUCUCAAAGUAUUGUGUUCAGCAAUGCGUAUGUACAGCAAGCCGUGUGUGCUCCCAGUAGAGUGUCAUUUCUUACUGGACGCAGACCUGAUACUACCCGAUUGUACGAUUUCUACUCCUACUGGAGGGUACAUGCAGGAAACUAUUCCACGAUGCCACAGUAUUUCAAGGAGAAUGGCUAUGUGACCUUAUCUGUGGGGAAAGUUUUUCAUCCUGGGGUUUCAUCCAAUUACAGUGAUGACUAUCCAUACAGUUGGUCCAUUCCACCCUUUCAUCCUUCAACUGAAAAGUAUGAAAAUGAUAAGACUUGUAGGGGAAAAGAUGGAAAACUUUAUGCUAACUUGGUGUGCCCAGUGGAUGUGACAGAAAUGCCUAGUGGUACUCUGCCUGAUAUUCAGAGCACUGAAGAGGCCAUACGCUUACUGAAUGUUAUGAAAACAAACAAGCAAAAAUUCUUCCUGGCUGUUGGUUACCACAAACCACAUAUCCCUCUGAGGUACCCACAGGAAUUUCUAAAGUUGUACCCCUUGGAAAACAUCACAUUAGCCCCAGAUCCCUGGGUGCCUGAGAAACUACCUUCUGUGGCGUACAACCCCUGGAUGGAUAUCAGACAGAGGGAUGAUGUGGAAGCAUUAAAUGUUAGUUUCCCAUAUGGACCACUUCCAGAUGACUUCCAGCGGCAGAUUCGUCAGAGCUAUUAUGCAGCAGUUUCUUACCUGGAUAUGCAAGUUGGCCUGCUCUUGAAUGCUUUGGAUGAUGUAGGACUCUCAAAUAGCACAAUAGUAGUUUUUACUGCUGAUCAUGGAUGGUCCCUGGGAGAACAUGGUGAAUGGGCAAAAUACAGCAAUUUUGAUGUUGCCACCCGUGUGCCGCUGAUGUUUUAUGUACCAGGAAUGACAACUUCCUCUGUUAGUCAAGGAGAGAGGGUCUUUCCCUACCUUGACCCUUUUAGCCAUAUUUUAAGCUUGGUACCUCAAGGGGAAAGCAAAAAAGUGGUUGAGCUUGUGUCUCUGUUUUCAACACUUGCUGAACUUGCUGGCCUUCAAGUUCCUCCUGCGUGCCCAGAGACUUCGUUUCAUGUUGCACUGUGCACUGAGGGAGCAAGCAUUGUCCGGUACUUUAAUGCCUCUGAAGAGAAGGUGGAGGAAGAGAAGGUUGUGUGUGAUGACACUUACAGGUGUUUUAAUGAAGAACCUGUUGCUUUCAGCCAAUAUCCCCGGCCUGCAGACACUCCUCAGUGGAACUCUGACAAGCCGAAGCUGAAAGACAUCAGAAUCAUGGGCUAUUCCAUGCGUACAAUUGACUACAGGUAUACUGUAUGGGUUCAGUUUAAUCCUAACAACUUCAGUGCUAACUUUGAGGAUGUCCAUGCAGGAGAGUUGUAUGUGGUGGAGACUGAUCCAAACCAGGAUUAUAACAUCUAUAACAAUACCUCACAUGGUUGGUUGUUCAAAAAAAUUCUUGGCUUCCUGAAGCACUAGAGUUCAGAAACUUCUUUGUGCAAGUUCUUGCAAGUGAAGUAACACUUCCUUUUUUUUUUUUUUGUAUAAAAACCUUUCUGUUCUACAGAAAACACUUGGAUUGAAUUAAAAUCCUGUUUGU